This is a messenger RNA of Chelonoidis abingdonii (Abingdon island giant tortoise), 413 nucleotides long. NCBI's taxonomy places the organism in Eukaryota, Metazoa, Chordata, Testudines, Testudinidae. The record is from RefSeq and is a predicted model, not a curated record.
GAGACUGCAUGACGGUUGGUGCCUCCGGGCGGGUUCGGCAGCCCCCGAGGCAUGAAGGGACACACGGGGACUCUGCCGCGUGCAGCCCCCGCGGAGCCGCGCGGGAGCAGCAGCAAAUGGUACGUGAACAAUACACCACCACAACACAAGGCACCAGCCUAGAGAGGCCGGAGAACCAAUAUGUCUACAACAUUGGUAUUUAUGGCUGGAGAAAGCGUUGCCUCUACCUGUUUGUCCUCCUCCUGCUUAUCGUCCUAGUUGUGAAUUUUGCUUUGACAAUUUGGAUUCUUAAAGUGAUGUGGUUUUCUCCAACUGGGAUGGGACAUUUACAUGUUACAAAAGAAGGACUGCGACUGGAAGGAGAGUCAGAAUUCUUAUUCCCUUUGUAUGCCAAAGAAAUUCACUCUAGAGUG